CACUCGAGGCUCCACGGGGAGAGGGGAGGAAGGGGCGUAGCAUUCCCUGGGUUUGGGACAGACGAAUCAUUUCGGAGCUUCCAGUUGGAGCUGGGCUGGACACCGAGGGCAGGAUCUCUGCGGGAGGACAGGCUGACAGCGAGGAAGAUUCCCUGAGGAAGCCCCUGUCAAACUGGCCUCGCUGCCUGGCUCAGCCUGUCCCCUGUUUCUCCUCCCAGGCCCAGGUGAGAGGAAGAUGAGGGUCCUGCUGGUGCUGACGAUGCUGUUUGCCUGCAGUGUGUUCACAGCUCACGGGAAGCACCCGCGCACAUUCACACCGGGACUGGAGGGAAGCACCGUAGGAAACCUGACUGCCCAUGGAUGCUACUCGGGAUGGGGCACCUCGAGGGCUUCGGCGGAUCGGUGCUGCCUGCUCCGAGCCUGCUGCUAUGCCAAGCUGGCAGCGCGGCGGUGCCGCCCGGGACCCGUCCAGCCGCUCUCGGCUCCCCGGGCAGGGAUCCCCACCUGCAGGUCGGGGACGUGGUGCCAGCGAGGCGCCUGCAGGUGCGAGCGGGCGGCGCGGCUGUGCCGGGCUCGGCUCCGCCGCCGCUGCCGGGGACGAGCCGGGAGGUGCUGAAACAAAAACUCCCUUUGCCAAACCAUCUCCGGGGACUGAUCCGACAAGGGACGGCGCAGGCAGAGCUUCCCAGCCCUGGUGAGUCUCCUCCUCGGCCUUUUGGCUUCGAGGCGAGGACAACAACCCUCCGGUGAAGUCGCGUCACGGGAUGCGAGGAGGGGGAGCAGAGCUGACGUGAUGUUCCAGCACAGCAAAACAAGGGAGGGGUGGAUGGACACCUGCCCCUCGUCCCGGUGAUGGGAAGCGUUCUCUUGGCAGCCUGUCCGCUCCCUCCGCUUCCUGCUUCACAGCAAAUUCCCUCCUGUUGCUCCAAAAUAAAAGCAGAGAGCCCAAAGCAGCGGUUCCCAGCGUGCCGUGACUCAGCUGAGCCCAGCGAACACCCCUCUCCUCUCAGAGAGGUUUCCUCUUGAAGUACUCAGCAAAAACGACACUUGAGAGGUGACACGACUCAGCCCUGAGCUGCCCCAACUUAGCUCUAAAUUCAGGCUCUGAAAAUUCCCAGUUUUUCUGAGGGAUGGAGGAGUGGAGACUGGUGGAAGGGCUGGGGGCAGGAACGAUGGUGUGGGAGGGACAGGCUUGGACUUCAAUUAUCUUUGUGGGUCCCUUCCAGCUCGGGAUGUUCUGUGAUCCCCUAAAUCUCUGCUGUGACAGGAUGGCCGGGAGCUUGCCUCACACCCAGUGCUGAGCAAAACAGAGUUCUCACCAGAAAAGAAUGUUUUGGCCCAAUUCUGCAACAACCCUGAGCACAUUCCUUAGGAAAAGGCAGUUCGGGCAGUGGCUGCUUCCCCCCACUUCAGCAUCCCCAGGUUUUGUGCCUUGGGGUGUUGAUCCUGGCAGAUCUCCAUGCUCCAAACCACCUUAGGGGGAGGUUCAGCAAUGAAAUAAAGCCACAGAAACAACAAAACACUGUUUCCUCAGGGGCUGAUGCCCAGCUGGAAUUGCCACCCUGGGUUGCCCCAUAGCUGAAAUCAAUGGCACCAGGAAAUAGCCCUGAAAUGGAUGUUUCUGCCAGCUGUCAGCCAGGAACCACGCCCUGCCACCCUCCUCCAGCCAUGUGGAAUCCUGGGGGAAAUGAGGAAGGAGCCCUUUGCCCAGCAGGCAUAAAUCAAGGAUCAAAUCCUCACGGAGAGGAUGGAUAGCCCAGACAGAUUGCAGGCUGGGAUAAACUCAACCACGCUCUCCCUUUGUCAAUUCUGGGUGAAUUUUAACCAUCCAGGAAUUUUCCUGCUUGGACAUCCAGCUGUACAAAUCCAUUCAUACAAAUCCUCCAAAUGCUGAUGUUUUGGCUCAGAUACUGCACCCCCUCAGAGCAGUGCAAUAAACUGGGCUGCAAGAGUCGUGGUUUUCAUACUAAGAAACAAAACCCACAGCUUCCCAGGAGGUGUUUGGCUUUUGGGGGGACUUAUUUCCAAUUUAACCUGGCACAGGUUGAGGGGAUAGGGUGGAGAAGCUUUCAGUGGAACUCAGCCAGUUUGAUAGACAAGAAUAUUGAAUAUCCCCUAUUCCUCCAUGAUAAAACUGAUUGUGGACUUGGAAAAUCCUGAAUUGUGGCAAAUCCUGGUUUAGCCAAUUAACACCAUCCCAGGGGACUACCUAAAUUAACCCAGAGAGCUGAUGAUGAGCCAUGUCAGAGGAGGGGAAAGAGAUUUUGUUGAGCUGAGUUCCCUUUUCUCAGCAUCUGAUUCCCACACAAGUCACAUCCUUAUUCCUUGCCUCAGUUUCCCUACCAGCCCUGGGGGGGGAUUUCCUCCCCUGCCUCAGUAUCUGCCCAUGCUGGGGUUCCCCAAAAAGCAGCACAGAGCAGCUGCAAUCUCUGCCAGAAGUUAUCCUCUAAAUGAUUGUUCUGUACCACCAAUUUAAUCAAAAAUUAAACGACACAAGCAGCCUCUUUUCCCCCACACCUUCCAUCACACACCACCGGCAUUUUUUCUUCCCUGCCACUUACUUUGCUUCUAAAUAAAGCUGCACCACACACCUCAUGCCAUGAGGUAUUUGAAAGCAAAACACUGUGCCCAGCACACGUGGGGAGAGGGAUGGAGCAUCUCCACAUCAUGCAGGGCUCUGAGAAAGCCCCACUAUGGAGAAAAGCACCAAACACAGCCUCUGCUCAGCUCCUUCUCCAGCCACAGACAUUCUGGAGUCCCUGGGAUCUUCCUCCACUCCCAGUGUUGCAUCUCAGCCACUCUGCUGAGUUGGAAGGGGAGGAUGCUUUGCACUGGCUGCGUUUUCUCCUUGCUCCAGGUAAGUUAGGAUGGAAACAGUAAGACCCAGAAUGGUGUUUUCUAGCCAAGACAUCAAAAAACUGUCAUCCAGGAAGAGAGUGGAUCAUGGAAUCACAGACUCCUCAGUCAAUCUCAUUCCACCUUAUAAGGGACACCUUGUACUAAGUGGUUCCUGUUGUCCCUCAAUUUCUCUCAUUUUACUCAGGGAAGCACUGGGAAAGCUGAGACACCCAGAGCCAUGCACAGACUCGAUUCCAGGCUGCCCCACACACCCAAAACCUCCUGCCAAGAGCUCCCCCACCUAAGGCAUCCCACAGCCGGGGCCUCCAGCAGCCCAGCACAACAGCAGGACCAGUAUGGGGAGGAUUGUCAAUAUUUGCCCACUUUGGGCUCCCCGGAGGAGGGGCCUUGCUGAGGGUGCACAGCCAUAAAAGGUGUGACCAGCAGCACCUGGGGCUCACCAAACCCCGGAGCUGCCACCACCAGAAUGAAGCUCCUCUCGCUGCUCCUGUUCUUCCUAGGACUGGCCCUUGCCAGCUGCAACUUGGCCCAGUUUGGAAUGAUGAUUGUUCAAAAGACGGGGAAAUCGCCGCUGGCUUACAACGGGUACGGCUGCUACUGCGGCUGGGGGGGAUCCAAACAGCCCGUGGAUGCCACUGACAGGUGCUGCCAUGCCCACGACUGCUGCUACAAGAGAUUGGUUUCCUCUGGCUGCAGCCCCAAAAGGACCAUCUACAAAUACGUCUUCCAAGGAAACCGAAUAACCUGCGGAACAGGGAAUGGGUGCCAAAGAGGGAUCUGUGCCUGUGACAAGAAGGCGGUGGAGUGCUUCCAGAGGGCAGCCAGCACCUACCGCAAAUCCUACGACAACUACCCCAAAUCCAAGUGCAAGGGCAGAACACCCUCCUGCUGAGCACACCUGCCAGGCUGGGGCUCCAAAGCUCACAGAAACCAUCAGAAUCAGGGAGUUCUGCCUCCCCUGUGGCCAGGCAGGACGUGGCACAAAUCUGUGGCACUGAAAAGGUGUCCAGCACCUUUCCCCAGAGCCUUAGCACAGGGAAGAU
Pseudopodoces humilis (Tibetan ground-tit) is the source of this 3902-nucleotide messenger RNA. RefSeq names its product basic phospholipase A2 Cdr-13. The record is from RefSeq and is a predicted model, not a curated record. Gene Ontology annotation, molecular function: calcium ion binding; phospholipid binding. NCBI's taxonomy places the organism in Eukaryota, Metazoa, Chordata, Aves, Passeriformes, Paridae. Gene Ontology annotation, biological process: phospholipid metabolic process; lipid catabolic process; arachidonate secretion.